This is a messenger RNA of Malaya genurostris, 642 nucleotides long. RefSeq lists its product as uncharacterized. The coding region runs from base 1 to 642 and encodes 213 amino acids. The transcript has a single exon. The record is from RefSeq and is a predicted model, not a curated record. NCBI's taxonomy places the organism in Eukaryota, Metazoa, Arthropoda, Insecta, Diptera, Culicidae.
AUGGUUGUCGGCGGUGAAGCCUACCACAAGCUGCACCCAAGUAGCAAGCAUUUCCUAGGCAAGGGAUUACCGUUACUGAUUGAAACAGUAUUUGGAUGGACUGUUUCCGGAAAGGUAUCCAUUGAUCUUCCCAUCGUUCCUCGUACAUGUCACCUGACCACUGUUGAUCGUUUUCUGGAGAGCGCCCUUCAGAAAUUUUGGGAAUUAGAAGCCGUCGAGUCUCGCUCAGUGCAUUCCGUCGAAGAAACUCAGUGCGAAGAACUUUUUUCUGCUACCACCACUCGCGAUUCGUCCGGACGAUAUAUCGUUCGUUUGCCACUUACCCGUGAUCCGCUAAUCAAACUCAGCGAAUCCAGAACCAUCGCAGAACGUCGCUUCCUGAGUCAUGAAAGGCAAUUAGAGCGUGAUCCACCCACCAAGGACGCAUACUGCAUAUUCACGGACGAAUACGCACAGAUGUCGCACAUGAAAAGGCUCGAUGAUCCAGUAGACGAUGUGAAUCCGCACUGCUAUCUUCCCCACCAUGCUGUAUUCAAGGAAUCCAGUACGACAAGCAAGGUCAGGGUUGUCUUCGAUGCAUCGUGCAAGACAUCAUCAGGUUUUUCCAUCAACGACAAACAGCUUGUUGGUCCUGUUGUUUAG